UUGAAAUUGCACGUUGGUAUUUGAGGCGAUCUGGAAAUCUAACAGCCAUUUUGAUCUCUUUGGAUAAUAUGUUUCGUUGUCUUUGCACAAUAUAUGGUUUGAUUGUACUUGCCUCACAGGAAGUAGAAGGGUUUGGAUUAAAAUGUCUACGCUGUGAUGACGUAUUAGAGCCUCGGUUCUGUGAACGAAUUGAGUACUGCCAAGACGGAGAUGUCUGUGGUGUACAGAGAUAUAGAAAGGAGAACGGCGAUGUCUCUUUCUGGUCAGGUUGUCUACCACACUCUAACUGUGCCAAAGUCACAAAUAGAACGAUACUUACAACGAACAGCAGGAGAGCGGUACAUGGAUCUGUUCUCUGCCAGGAGUGUUGUAAUGGCGAUCUCUGUAACUCCGAGGGAUGUGGGGCGCCGGGUUUCCCCACCUCAAGGGGACCGAUGUGUUUCAAUUGUGCUCACGCCUUGAACCCAAGUGAUUGUCAUCACGUGACUGUCUGUGGAGCCAAUGAGCUCUGUUUUCUUGGAGAGAAACCGAUUUUCGGUCAACGGUAUUUUACAAGCCACUGUGAAGACGUACACGCGUGCGAAAAUCAUGCCUCUGCUCCUAUAAUCUUUGGACGGAAACGAUUACUUAGAGGUCAAAGGUCAUAUACACCCUGUUCUGGUUGUUGCCAUGGAGACCUCUGUAACACCAACUGUAACGCAACAUUCACCCCUAAUACUGUUGUAAACUCUGGAAGCACUGCAGCACCAACCGGUACUAGUGUACAAGAAAGACCAGGAAACUACGCUUUUUACGCUCAACUUACUUUAAUGGCACAAACUGGUCACGUCAUUUUCAAAAAUGUCACAACCAAUGAGGGAUCAGCUUACAGCGGGACUACAGGAAUUUUCACUUGCAAAUACAGCGGUGCUCAUGCCUUUUCUUGGACGAUUGCAACCAGUAGUCAGCGAUACACAAACGCAGAUCUUGUUCUGAACGACGUUGCGAUUGGAUCGUCAUUUACAGACUCUAGAGGUAGUAGUGUAGCAGCGGAUUCCAGCACUGGCUUUGUUGUGUAUAACCUCAAGGUCGGCGACAAAGUCAGAGUCAAUAUCAACGGAACAGCUGAUGCAUUGUAUUCUACGUUUUCAGGAUGGAGGCUUCAGCAAAAUAACUCUUCCUUUUAUGCAAAAGCAAUGUCAUCCCUGGAUAGGCCUUCAUCAGCAUCUCACGGCUUUGAAUUUCAAAGCGUUGUCAACAAUGGAAACGUUUAUGAUUCCACAAAUGGAGUAUUCACGUGUCCUGAGACGGGUCUGUAUGCCUUAGCCUUCGCCGUAGAAACAAGUGGCCUUGACUUUAUGGUUUAUUUUUAUCGUGGAGGAAGCAAGUUAAAUGAGAUUGGGGUCUGGCCUGAUUCUACAAACGGCCUGCUUCAGGACACUUCCUCCACUCUUCAGAUCUUCCUUCUGACUAGAGGAGACAAAAUAUAUCUUUAUCCGUCUGAGAGUGAUGCACGUAUCAAACCCUUUCAUUCUACAUUCUCUGGAUGGCGCAUAGAGAACCCAACAUCAAACACACCGGCUUUUGUAUUCCUGUUUCUAAUUGUAGCAACAUCAAACACACCGGCUUUUGUUGAGUACAUUUCCUCCUCAACUAGUACAACCCCUAUACGCUUCAACAGAGAAGCUUUGGAUAUAACCAGCUCUUUUUCAAUCUCAUCCUUCCAAGCGCCAAAGGAUGGUGUCUAUCUCUUUUUUUGGAACAUGGAGGUUUCUUCUAGACACCUCCGUAGUUUCCUAGAAGUAAACGACUCAAUCGUCGGGAGGACGGUCUCUGACGGUCACACUGCAGGUUAUGAUAGUGGUUCUAAUCUUGCCAUUUUGCGCCUGCGUAGAAAUGAUAACGUGAGGGUAGCGCAAGAUUAUACAGCAGAUGGCGACCAGACAAUGAUUUCUGGCUACUUUAUGUUUUCCUAAAAUCAAUUUGAUUGAAGUUCUUUGAUAAAAAUUUGCAAAGAGUUG
Magallana angulata is the source of this 2000-nucleotide messenger RNA. RefSeq lists its product as uncharacterized. The transcript is spliced from 11 exons. Lineage: Eukaryota; Metazoa; Mollusca; Bivalvia; Ostreida; Ostreidae. The record is from RefSeq and is a predicted model, not a curated record. Gene Ontology annotation, molecular function: protein binding. Bases 69 to 1955 code for a protein of 628 amino acids.